This is a messenger RNA of Electrophorus electricus (electric eel), 2911 nucleotides long. Its product is annotated as zinc finger Y-chromosomal protein 1. The record is from RefSeq and is a predicted model, not a curated record. Gene Ontology annotation, molecular function: DNA-binding transcription activator activity, RNA polymerase II-specific; RNA polymerase II cis-regulatory region sequence-specific DNA binding; metal ion binding. Gene Ontology annotation, biological process: regulation of transcription by RNA polymerase II. Gene Ontology annotation, cellular component: nucleus. NCBI's taxonomy places the organism in Eukaryota, Metazoa, Chordata, Actinopteri, Gymnotiformes, Gymnotidae.
GGCGCUUUCUCUGCCUUUCAGUGGAGCUCCGAAACACUCGGCCCCUCCCUCCCUGCGACUCGGCGGCCCGCCCAGCUAGCACAAACUCCCGAUUGAGACUUGCCCGAGUCUGGGGGAACCGAAACGGCCUGGGAAAUCGACUAACAAGACGGAGGCCGCCCCGUUAACCGAUAUAUGAGCCGGCCCUCUGUUGCAGACUCAUCCUCAAAUUAAAGGGACAGGCGACCGCUGCUUGCAUUAGCUAAACAGGCUGUCUGCUCCGGACGACCGUCCAAAAGGCCUUAUAGAGAGGGUGUCUCAGCUGUCACUUUUGGUGGAGGCCAAUGACGAGUAAAGACAAUGGAUGAGGAUGUGACGAGACUCGCACUCCGUUCCCAAGAGCCGAAGAUCAUCCUCCAUGGGUCAGAUGAUGGAGGGAUGUGUGGAGAGGAGUAUGUUGUGGAACUGCAGGAGACUGUAUUGGUCUCAGAGGGGGAGGGAGAAGGAGAGGGGGAGGGCGUGGCAGUGAGGGGCUUCCCUUCUGAUGAGCUCGUCAUCCAGGAUGCCGUGGAGGAUGUAGUCGCCGACGACGAUGAGGGUGUCACCGUGGAGACGUGCGUGAUGUCUUUGGAGGGUGAGGAAGAGGAUGAGGAGGGUGUCGCCAUGGCGGAGAUGUCGGAGGAUGUGUUGGUAGCGGACGGGAGGGAGCAUGAUGGGCUGGACCAUGAGCAGGACUCGGACACGUGUGGAGACUAUCUGAUGAUCUCCUUGGAUGAGGCGGGGAAGAUGGUUUCAGCUGAUGGAGAGGAGGUGACUGUGGAGGGAACCAUAGGUGAUCAAGAAGUGGAGAAAGACGAGGAUGGUCAGGAAGUCAUUAAGGUUUACAUCUUUAAAGCUGACUCCGGGGAGGAUGACCUGGGUGAGCCAGUGGAUAUAGGGGAAGGUGACUCGGAAACUCUGGCACUGACAGAUACCGUGGGCAGACCGCUAAGGGAAAAGAUGGUUUACAUGUCUGUGGGUGACAGCCAUCACACUCAGCCAGACGGAGGCUCUAAACUCUCUGAUGAAGUGUAUAUGGAAGUGGUAGUUGGAGGCGAAGAGCCAGUGGCUCAUGACAGAGCGUAUGACAGCACAGCCCUCAGCAAGGACUUCAUGCCUGUGUCGUGGGCAGCUGCUUAUGGAGCAGAGGACCAUGAUGGCUGUGAGAACAGGAAUGGGGCAGCGAGUGCCUUGCUGCACAUUGAUGAGUCGGAUGCUCUCGACCGACUCAACCAGCAGCACAGCAAGAACCGCAGACGUGCUGAACCCAGACAGGUGCAGACAGCAAUCAUCAUUGGCCCGUACGGCCAGCCCCUCACCGUCUAUCCCUGCAUGCUCUGUGGGAAAAAGUUCAAGUCCCGCGGCUUCCUAAAGAGACACACGCGUAACCAUCACCAGGACGUGCUGAGCCGCAAGAAGUACCAGUGCACGGACUGCGACUUCACCACCAACAAGAAGGCCAGCCUGCACAACCACAUGGAGGAGCACGCACUCAGCAGUAAGGCACCCUUCGAGUGCGACACGUGUGGGAAGGAGUUCCACCAGCAGGCGGCGCUCUUCUCUCACCGCCUGCAGCACCACCACCGCGAGCCCAAGACCCCAACUGCUCCUCCGCCCGUCGCCGUGGGCGCUGCCUUGCAGCUGCCGCCCACCUCUGUCGCCGUUGCCAAGACGCACAAGUGCAAGUUUUGUGAAUACGAGACGGCGGAGCAGGGCCUGCUCAACCGCCACCUGCUGGCUGUACACAGCAAGAGCUUCCCGCACAUCUGUGUGGAGUGCGGCAAGGGCUUUCGCCACCCGUCGGAGCUGAAGAAGCACAUGCGCACACACACAGGCGAGAAGCCCUACUCCUGCUCGUACUGCGACUACAAGUCAGCCGACUCGUCCAACCUGAAGACGCAUGUGAAGACCAAGCACAGCCGCGAGCUACCGUUCACCUGCGAGCGCUGCGGCCAGACCUUCGGCGAGGAGGAGGAGCUGGCGCAGCACGCCGCCUCCCACGAGGAGGCACGCGGGCACCAGUGUGCACACUGUGAGCACCGCAGCUCCAACUCCAGCGACCUGAAACGCCAUGUCAUCUCCGUGCACACCAAGGACUACCCGCACAAGUGCUCCGCCUGCGGGAAGGGCUUCCACCGGCCGUCCGAGCUGAAGAAGCAUGCGGCGGCGCACCGAGCCAAGAAGCUGCACCAGUGCCGCCACUGCAGCUUCAAGAUCGCCGACCCGUUCGUGCUUAGCCGCCACAUCCUGUCCGUGCACACCAAGGAGCAGCAGCAGCAGCAGCAGCAGCAGCAGCAGCAGCAGUCCCAGCAGCAGCCCACGUUACAGGUCCCGCCACCGCAGGAGAAGAGCGCCCCCAAGAGGACUAUAGGGGCGGCGCAGCUGGCGCUGGGUGGGGCGGCGAUGAUCAAGAAGGUAGUCGGCGCGAAGGGCCCGCGGGAGAGGCGCGUGUACCAGUGUCAGUACUGUGACUACAGCACGGGGGACGCCUCUGGCUUCAAGAGACACGUCAUCUCCAUCCACACCAAGGACUACCCGCACCGCUGCCAGUACUGCUCCAAGGGCUUCCGCCGGCCCUCUGAGAAGAACCAGCACAUCAUGCGGCACCACAAAGACAUGGUCCCGCCGGAGUGAGGGUGGAGGAGGUUCCCUGCAUCACCCUCAUCCUCCUCGCCCUCUUCCUGGCUCUGUCGUGCCUCUGUGCGCUCCACUUGCUUCCAUGACAACGCUAAAUGGCCAAUGGCUCACUAGUGACAUCACUCCCAUGGCAACCUCUGCACAGGGCUUCUGAUAAGUUGGCCCGGCGUGUUUAACUCGGGGUCUGUGUGUGUGUGUCUGUGUGUAUGUAUAUAUAUAUGUGUGUGUGUGUGUGUGUGUGUGUGUGUGUGUGUGU